This is a messenger RNA of Brassica napus (rape), 2056 nucleotides long. RefSeq names its product tyrosine-specific transport system 2. Lineage: Eukaryota; Viridiplantae; Streptophyta; Magnoliopsida; Brassicales; Brassicaceae. The record is from RefSeq and is a predicted model, not a curated record. The transcript is spliced from 3 exons. The coding region runs from base 297 to 1766 and encodes 489 amino acids. Gene Ontology annotation, biological process: amino acid transmembrane transport.
AAUAUGAGGGUGGGACGACUCACUAGCGAAAGAAAGUAGGAUUAAAUGCUUCUUUUUCAUUUAGACUAGACACGAUCGAAUUGAAAUGCUCUGUUGAGAAACGUCACUUCAAACCAGAAUUUGGUUUAAAAAAAGGACCCGAGACAAAAAAAUUAGACCAAACCCCCUUAUGUCUGGUUUAUUAGACAAAAGCCCUAAAGAGUCAACUAAACCUUCCAAACUCUAAACAGAAACACUUGACAACAAAACCAAACCAGCUCAGGUCCACUUGACAGAGAAUCUCCCACAUCACAUCAAUGUCUCUUCCUCUUCGUCAGCACUGCCUAACCCCCACAAAAUCUCAUCUUUCUCCCCAAAACGCCCUCCCUCGCCGGAGUUUCCUCAAGCUCUCCGACCGUCGUCAUACUCAAACUCCCCCUCCACCGCAGCUCACCAUCAAAGACCAGAAACCCAUUUCUCACAAUCGCUCUCUCUACUCACCUUCACUCGUCAGAUGCAGCACAGACCACGACGAACCUCAGUCACCGCACGACGAAAAGAUCCAAACUUUACAGAAACCCAAGAACGGAAAGAGCUUCUGGGCCGCCGUUAGUCUGAUCAUCGGAACCGCCGUGGGCCCGGGAAUGCUCGGCCUCCCAGCUGCAACCAUCAGAUCCGGUUCGAUCCCAUCUACCAUAGCUUUACUCUGUUCUUGGGUCUACGUCAUCUCCUCUAUCCUCCUCGUGGCUGAGCUCAGCUUCGCAGCUAUGGAAGAAGACAAUGCGUCAGAGGUCAGCUUCACUGGCCUUGCAACUAAAUCAUUCGGGGAUAAGUUUGGAGUCUUUGUUGCUUUUGUCUAUGCUUCGCUGAGUUUUGCUUUGAUGGUUGCUUGCGUGUCUGGGAUUGGCUCUAUUGUCUCUCAAUGGUUUCCUACAAUGAACCCGUUAUUAGCCAAUGCUAUCUUCCCUCUAGUCUCCGGAGUCUUGAUCGGUUUCUUCCCGUUCAAUGCCAUUGACGUCACCAACAGGUGUCUCUGCUUCCUCAUGUUGUUCUCUAUAACUUCCCUCGUUGCUAUAGGUUUGUCCGUGGCUCGGUCCAACGUGUUGGCUUCGUUUGGUCAGUCUUGUUGGAAGGUUUCGGCGGUUUUGCCUGCGGUUCCCGUUAUGGUGCUGACGCUGGGGUUUCAUGUCAUCACUCCUUUUAUAUGCAAUCUUGCUGGGGACUCGGUUUCGGAUGCUCGGAGAGCGGUUCUUGUGGGCGGUGUUGUGCCGUUUGUUAUGGUGUUGUCGUGGAACCUCAUUGUUUUGGGGCUCGCGAGGAUCAAACUCCCUGCGGGUUCUUCUUCGGCUGUUGACCCUAUCUCGCUUCUUCUGUCUGUGAACCCUUCUGCUUUGUCUGCUGUUCAGGGUUUUGCUUUCUCGGCGUUAGCCACUAGUUUGAUCGGAUACGCUGUUAGCUUCCCGAAACAGCUUCUUGAUACAUGGAGGCUUGUGUCUAAACAAUCAAAUGGAACUGAUGGGAGAGCUCGUGAUGGAUUCGAAGCGGUAGUGAUGCUGUUUGUGCUUGGAGUCCCAGCUCUAAUUGCAACGUACUUUCCUUCAACGUUUUCGAGGGCUUUGGAUUUUGCAGGUGUUUAUGCGAACUGUUUUCUCUUUGGUGUACUGCCUCCUGCAAUGGCUUAUAUUCAGCAGUCUAGAAAGAAGCUCAGGUCAUGGGUUCUUCCCGGAGGCAACUUUAGCUUGUUGAUCUUAUUUGUAAUCGCUGUUAUACUGGGGAUAUGGCAUUAGAGAGUCAUCAAACAGAAAUGGAAGGGAAUCAACUUUAAAAUGAGGGGUGCAGUGCUGGGACAGGAAAAUCAUCUGGUCCAUACCUUCCGGUUUCGCCUAGAAAGCAUGUGAAAGCUCCAGCUUCUUUCCGACAUGCUAUCUGCAGAAUCGAGCAAAGAACGAUCAACUAUCAGUCAUAAUGUUCACUUAGUAAGUGAAGAAAUGUUCCACAUGCUAUCUGCAGUUACUGAAGAAAUGUUUCGAACCGGAAUGGAUAACGAAUCGAAUCAAAAUUUAUAUAUUUAAAGUUA